Molecule: messenger RNA, 1104 nt
Organism: Aureobasidium uvarum
Lineage: Eukaryota; Fungi; Ascomycota; Dothideomycetes; Dothideales; Saccotheciaceae
Source: the annotation of a GenBank genome assembly
AUGGCGUCGAGCGCGCCACCAACUCUCUACGGAUUGGGCAAGAUUCCGCAAGAGCUUUACGUUGUUGCACUAUCUCUCCUUGUCGCUACAUGGUCUGCAGCCUUUUCGAGAGCCUACGUUCGUGGCUACAUGCUGCGAUCUUUUGGCUGGGACGAUUGGACCCUGAUACCUGCUCAGCUCUGUUAUACGGUACAAUGCGCCUAUCUCAUCUCAAUGGCCGGGGUGGAGAUGAAUCCCGACGAAAACAGUAGCAUACAGAGUAUUGCACAACUUGUCACUCGCAACGUCAUAUAUGCCGGCAUCACCAUCAAUACCGCCUUAGGCCUGGCAUAUUUCGGCCUGUGCACGUUUGGAUGUGGUGACCCCUCGAAAUAUCUUCUUCGCACUACCUUAGGGCAAUGCAUCUCUAUCAAGAACGUCGUCAUUCCUGCUUCAUACAUAUUUACUGCCCUCAACGCUGUCAUGGAUUUCACAAUGGCCCUUCUUCCAAUCAGUACCAUUUGGCACCUAAAGAUGCCGAGAAUAACGAAAUUUUGGGCUUAUCUACUGAUGUUGCUGGGUGCAUCUGGCAGCGUUGUCUCUCUCAUUCGCUUUGCCUUUGUCGAAAGUCUAGAACCUGGUCCCGAGUUCUUCAAGGAUACUGGCAAGCUUGCUUUCUAUUCUCAUAUCGAGCCUGGAGUUGGGAUAGUAGCUGUAUGCGUCGCGACUCUGAGACCGCUAUUCAGGCAAUGUCUCGAGGGUGCCAAGUCCGUGAGUAGUACACAGAAGAGUCGUGGUCCCAGCGGCAAGAGAAUCAGCAUUACAGGAACUUCCGAUGUUCCAUUGACCAGCAUGAAGACAAAUCGUCAGCCGAGGGACGGCUUCGACACCCUCGAGGACGACAGUGACGAGAUGGAGACGCAUUGGUCGAACAAGCAUGGGAUUGGCGUCAAAACCGAAUUUAGAAUCGAAUCCCAUGCGACGAAAGUCGGCAGCCACGACGUGGAGCAGGGAAGAGGGUUAUCAUUUUCUCGGCCGCCCUCUCUACCGCCAUCUCAGCCACCAUCUCGACCACAAUCCCCUGUUCGCAUGCCCAAGAAGAUUAUCCCGGGUGGAUACUUCUAG